AUGGGAGGUAAAGUUGACAAUAGUGUUAACACCGGUGGUGGUCCCCCUGUAUUUCGUUUACACGGGCAAAAUUACCACUUAAUUGGUAGUUUACUACCGUUAGAUGGUUGCGAGCCGAAGUUUGCCCAGUUAUAUGUGUAUGAUACGGACAACGAGAUCAAUUACAGAAUAACGUCUGUGAGGCAGAGGGAUGCUGUCAAUAACCUUCAUUUAGAGAUUGUUAGUGAUUUGCAACAUAUGUUGGAUGAAAAUAAUGCGUUAGUGAAGUCUUUUCGUAUGGCCAAAGAAAAGAUUGGACAUGAAAAUCAACCCAAUUUAAGUUUGAGGUUGCUUGGUAAGAGAGGUAGGGAUGGAAGAACCUAUAACCUACCGUCUGUUUCUGAGGUUGCUGUGCUUGUCGUUGGGGAUUUUGAUGAAGCUUUGGGUGACAGAGAUAUUGUUGUUGUAAAGAAGUCAGGGCAAUUGCAGCGCAUUAGUGAACUGCAUCCUUCUUAUCUUCCACUUCAGUAUCCACUUUUGUUUCCUUACGGGGAGGAUGGUUAUAGAGAAGAUAUUGGAUUUUCUAAAAAUUCUUCUUCUUCAUCGACUCAUAGAAAAAGUAUUAGUCCUAAAGAAUUUUUUGCCUUUCGCUUACAUGAAAGGAUUUCUGAGUAUUCUAUUCUUUUAUUCGGAAGGCGAUUGUUUCAGCAGUUUGUCGUUGAUGCAUAUACGAUGAUUGAGACUGGACGUCUUACUUUUGUACGAACCCAUCAAAAAAGGUUGCGGGCUGAAUUGUAUAGUGGUCUGGCGGAAGCUGUUCUUCGUGGUGAGACAGAUGGUUCAAGGUAUGGGAAACGAAUUAUCUUGCCUUCCAGUUUUGUUGGUGGAGCUCGAUAUAUGGUUCAGAAUUAUCAAGAUGCGAUGGCGAUCUUUGUGUACACGGUUGAGUUUCAGAAACGUGGAUUGCCCCAUGCUCAUAUUUUGUUGUUUUUAAGCAAUGAGGACAAACAGCCUAAGCCUCAACGCAUUGAUGAGAUUAUUUCAGCUGAACUUCCCGACCAAGUAACUGAUCCUCACUAUUAUGAGUGUGUGAAAGAAUUCAUGAUGCAUGGGCCGUGUGGUGUUGUUCGAAAAUCGUCUCCUUACAUGCUCAAUGGACGUUGUUCCAAAUAUUUUCCCAAAAAAUAUCGAGCGGCCACAAACAUUGAUGAAGAUGGCUAUCCUGCUUACAGACGUAGAGAUAAUGGUCGUGUUGUUAUGAAGGAUGGCGUGCCCUUAGAUAAUAGAUAUGUUGUUCCUCACAAUCGUUUUCUUCUUAUGAAGUAUAGCGGCCAUGUCAACGUUGAGUGGUGCAACCAGUCGCAAUCUAUUAAGUAUAUAUCGUCUUGUGAAGCUGCUUGGAGAAUUUUUGGAUUUGAAAUUCAAUACAAAGAUCCUCAUGUUGAAAGAUUGAGUUUUCAUCUUCCAGAUCAACAACAUGUCAUAUUUGAUGAAGCUGCUGACUUGGAUACUGUUUUGAAUCGUAAAACAAUUCAUGAAAGUAAGUUCUUGGCAUGGAUGGAAGCAAAUAAGAUAUAUUCUCAAGGUAGGGACCUCACUUAUGGUGAAUUUCCGACGAAAUUUGUAUGGAAGAAGAAUCACUGGGAACCUAGGAAACAAAGAUAUUCGAUUGGAAGGUUAUUUUAUGUUGCUCCUGGUUCUGGUGAUAUGUAUUAUCUAAGAUGUUUGUUAAAUAUUGUUAAAGGAGCAUCUUCCUAUGAAGACAUCAAAUGUGUUAAUGGUGUUCAGUAUGCUACAUUUAGAGAUGCUUGCUUUGCUUUAGGGUUGUUGGAUGAUGAUAAGGAAUACGUUCAUGGAAUUGUGGAGGCUUCUUUUUGGGCUUCAGCUCAGUCUUUGAGAUUGCUCUAUGUGAGUUUGUUAACAUCGGAAUCUAUUUCACGCCCGGAUUUUGUUUGGCAAAAUUGUUGGAAAUAUUUGUCCGAAGAUGUUCUUUAUAACCGUCGAAAAUUAACAAAUUAUCCUGGUUUGAUCUUGAGUGAGGAUGAAAUUCAGAAUUUUGCCUUGGCAGAAAUAGAGAAAUUGCUGCAGAAUCUUGGUAAAACUUUGCGUGAUUUUCAUGGUUUGUCGUAUCCUGAUAAUCAGUAUUUUGAAUCAUGUGAAAAUAGACUGAUUACUGAUGAGUUGUGUUAUGACCGCGAUGGUUUAGCAAGUGAAUAUUCGGAAUGUAUUUCCAAAUUCACUGAUGAGCAACUUUAUGUCCAUGACACUAUAAUGUCUUCUGUGUAUUCUAAUGAUGGAAGAAUAUUUUUUGUUUACGGAUAUGGAGGUACUGGGAAAACUUUCAUUUGGAGAGCAUUGUCUGCUGGGAUUCGUUCGAAGGGCGAUAUUGUUUUAAAUGUGGCGUCAAGUGGCAUAGCAUCUUUAUUAUUGCCGGGUGGUAGGACGGCUCAUUCUCGGUUUAAAAUUCCCAUUAUUGUGAAUGAAGAUUCUAUGUGCAAUAUUAAACCAGGUAGUGCACUUGCUGAGUUGAUUGUGAGAGCUAAGCUUAUUAUAUGGGAUGAAGCUCCAAUGAUUCAUAAACAUUGCAUAGAAGCCGUGGAUAGAACUUUAAGAGAUAUUAUGCGUGUAUGUGAUGAAUUAAAUAGGAACAAGCCGUUUGGUGGAAAAACGGUUGUUUUUGGUGGUGACUUUAGACAGAUCUUGCCUGUUGUUCCUAAAGGCAGUCGUCAAGAUGUUGUGAAUGCUACCAUUAACUCAUCUUAUCUUUGGAAGAGUUGCACAGUUUUAAGGCUGACAAAAAAUAUGAGGCUUUUGAAUGUGGAAAAUAUUGAUGAAGCUUCUAAAUUGAAGGAAUUUUCCUCUUGGGUUGCUUCUAUUGGCGAUGGUGUUGUUGGUGGUCCAAAUGAUGGGGAAGUGAGUAUUCAACUUCCUACUGACAUUGUUUUGUCAAAUUCUGGUGAUCCUCUUAGAACCAUUGUUUCAAACGUCUAUCCUUCUUACAUGAAUCCUGAAGAUUUGAUCAGUUGUUUGCAUGGCCGUGCUAUACUUGCUCCUACAUUAGAGGUAGUUGAUGAGGUUAACCAAUUCAUGAUUUCUUUGGAUCAGUCUCCAGGUCGAGUUUACUUUAGUUCUGAUAGUAUAUCAAAAUCUGAUUUCACAUCAAAUGGUCUCGCUGAGAUACAUUCUGUUGAGUUCUUGAACAGUUUGAAGUGUUCUGGUACACCUAACCAUGAAUUGUUGCUGAAAGUUGGUACACCUGUGAUGUUGUUGAGGAACAUAGACCUGUCAAAUGGGUUGUGUAAUGGCACAAGAUUGAUAAUUACACGAUUAGGUGAUUAUGUGUUAGAGGGACGGGUAUUGGGCGGCCAUAAUAUUGGCCAUAAAGUGUUGAUUCCUCGAAUGUCCUUAAUACCGUCUGAUCCGAGAUUGCCUUUCAAGUUCCAAAGAAGACAGUUUCCUUUGACUGUGUCGUACGCAAUGACCAUUAACAAAAGUCAGGGUCAAUCACUCUCUCAUGUUGGAUUGUUUUUGAGAAAACCUGUUUUCAAUCAUGGACAACUGUAUGUUGCUAUAUCAAGAGUGACAAGUCGUGAAGGUUUGAAGAUUUUGGUGUGUAAAGAUGAACAAGGUGAAGGCAAUGGUGAUUCUACUGUUAACAUUGUUUAUAAAGAAGUUCUUCAAAACUAA
This is a messenger RNA of Salvia splendens (bonfire salvia), 3666 nucleotides long. RefSeq lists its product as uncharacterized. The record is from RefSeq and is a predicted model, not a curated record. Gene Ontology annotation, biological process: telomere maintenance; DNA repair. Lineage: Eukaryota; Viridiplantae; Streptophyta; Magnoliopsida; Lamiales; Lamiaceae. The coding region runs from base 1 to 3666 and encodes 1221 amino acids. The transcript is spliced from 5 exons. Gene Ontology annotation, molecular function: DNA helicase activity.